UUCCUAUAAAUAAAUCCCUUUCCUCCAAUUUCUCUCAAUCAACCAAAUUCAUCUCUCUCAGCAUAUGUCUCAGAGAUCUAACAUCCCACACUUUGCAUCGAUAGCCUUUGGCAUCCAUUCUCAUCUCUUGGUUUCCAGUGAUACGUCCUCCAAUUCCAACUGGUCCUAAUUUUUUCCUACAACUCAAAAAAUAAAACAAGAGAAUCAAGAUCCCCUUUUAAUUUUUCAUCAAGAAAAAGCUAAAAAAAAAAAAAAAACAAAGACUUUGUUUGGAGCAGAUCUUGAUUUAUUAUGGGGGUGAAAGGAUUUGUUGAAGGAGGCAUUGCUUCAAUUAUCGCUGGAUGUAGUACACAUCCACUCGAUCUCAUCAAGGUACGUAUGCAGCUUCAAGGCGAAGCGUCAGGUACAGUAAAUCCUGUCCAGACGCUUCGCCCUGCUCUUGCUUUUCAUCCAUCUAACGCCCACGUGCCAGUUGCUCCACGUGUGGGGCCCAUUUCUGUCGGGGUACGGAUCAUCCAGCAAGAAGGCGUCGCCGCGCUUUAUUCUGGCGUGUCAGCUACCGUUCUUAGACAGACCCUUUAUUCGACUACCCGGAUGGGUUUGUACGACAUGUUGAAGACAAAAUGGACGGACCCUGAUACGAAUAACAUGCCCUUGGGUAAAAAAAUUGUUGCGGGACUCAUCGCCGGAGGCAUCGGGGCCGCGGUCGGGAAUCCCGCUGAUGUGGCGAUGGUCCGCAUGCAGGCGGACGGCAGAUUGCCGUCCGCCCAGAGGAGGAAUUACAAGAGCGUGGUGGACGCUAUUACUCAAAUGUGUAAGAGUGAGGGGGUCACUAGCCUGUGGCGCGGUUCAUCCCUUACUGUGAACCGCGCCAUGCUAGUGACAGCCUCACAGUUGGCGUCCUAUGACGAGUUCAAGGAGAUGAUUUUACGGAAGGAUAUCAUGAAAGACGGGCUCGGGACCCAUGUGACCGCGAGCUUUGCUGCCGGGUUUGUGGCGGCGGUGGUGACGAAUCCGGUGGAUGUGAUCAAGACUCGUGUGAUGAAUAUGAAGGUGGAGCCCGGAAAGGCUCCACCUUACCGUGGCGCCCUUGAUUGUGCAAUGACCACAAUCAAAGCUGAGGGCCCAAUGGCUUUGUAUAAGGGAUUUAUCCCUACAAUUUCAAGGCAGGGACCAUUUACUAUUGUGCUCUUUGUUACAUUGGAACAGGUCCGAAAGUUGCUUAAGGAUUUUUAAAUUAAUUGAUGAUGACGAAGAAUUUUGAUUUAGUUGAUGAUUCAUUAAACAGUAUUAGUUCCUCAAGAUUUGGAAUGAAGAAGGAAAAUGUUAGAUGUUGUGUUCUCUCUUGUUAGUGUUGUUAUGUUAUUAGUAUUACUAUAUAUUAUAUGCUACUUUUUAAUAUAAAGAGACGUGCCGUUUGGUACACGAAUUGUUGAUUUGCUGAUCA
Messenger RNA from Lycium barbarum (goji berry), 1447 nucleotides. Its product is annotated as mitochondrial uncoupling protein 5-like. The transcript has a single exon. Lineage: Eukaryota; Viridiplantae; Streptophyta; Magnoliopsida; Solanales; Solanaceae. The record is from RefSeq and is a predicted model, not a curated record. Bases 292 to 1236 code for a protein of 314 amino acids. Gene Ontology annotation, biological process: thiosulfate transport; phosphate ion transmembrane transport; oxaloacetate transport. Gene Ontology annotation, molecular function: antiporter activity; oxaloacetate transmembrane transporter activity; thiosulfate transmembrane transporter activity.